Molecule: messenger RNA, 1565 nt
Organism: Mucor mucedo
Lineage: Eukaryota; Fungi; Mucoromycota; Mucoromycetes; Mucorales; Mucoraceae
Product: GRIP domain-containing protein
Exons: 4
Coding region: 298-1515 (405 amino acids)
Cellular component (GO): Golgi apparatus
Source: RefSeq, a predicted model, not a curated record
AAAAAAUUACAAGCGACCGAGAAAACCUUGCAAGAGACAGAGAAAAAGGCCGCUGAAGGGGAGAAGAAGGUUGUUGAGGCUGAGAAAAAGGCCGCUGAAGGGGAGAAGAAGGUUGUUGAGGCUGAGAAAAAGGCCGCUGAAGCGGAAAAGAAGAUCACUGAGGCAGAGAAAAAGUUCACCGACGCUGAAAAGGAGUUAAAAGACACUCAGAAAAGACUAAGCGAAGCCGAUGCCAAACUCAAAACGGCCACACAAAAAAAGAACGACGCGGAAGAAUCUCUCAAGGUGGCCAAGGACAUGUUAAAUCAACGCGAUGUUGAACUCGCUGCCUCUCAUGCCUCGCUUGAAGAAUCCGAAGAGAAAUCCAAAAAAUACGCUCUCAUGCUCACAAAGACCAAAAAACAAAUCCUCAAACUCGAAAAGGAGAAAUCAGAUACCACCGAUGACCUCAAACAUCAAUUAAGCUUGCGCUCACAAGAGCUCGAUCAAGCCAAAUCAGAACUUACACGUUCCCAAGCAAAAUUACAAUCCACUCAGUCCGAAAUCAACAUCCUCCAACGCGAACGCAAAGAAGCCGUGGACGAAAAAAAUCGCAUGUUCGAUGAGCUCCAAAUCAAACAAGCCGAAUUCGAAAGCUCUCAAAGUAACGCUGAAAAUUUACAACACCGUCUCAACGAGUCGCUUCGCUUGGUCGAAGAGGCCAAUGAAAAGAUCGCGGCUCUCGAAGAGUCUCACGUUGCGGUGGAAGAGGCUAAACACUCGGCGGAUGAAAGACAAAAACAAUGGCACGAACAGAAAAAGAGACUGGAGCAAGACUUGAAAGAGAGAUCAGAUCAAUUGCUUCAAUUACAACAACAACUCAAACAGUCUCACGACUCCUUUGAAAACCUCACUUCUCAAACAAAAUCAUUGACUCAAAAAAUUCAAACCCUAGAAUCCGAUAAAGAUCAAACAAGUAAACAAUUGAAAUCUCUAGAAAAUGAAAAACUCGAUUUGUCACAGAAAUUAAAAUCCAUGCAAGUUGAUUUAUCUCAAAACCAACAAACGUUGACCGAAAAGAAAGAUCUUGAGGAUCAAUUAAAAUCAUGCAACGAAAAAAUACAAGCACUAGAACAAGGUCAAAGUAAAGAAAUAGAAGACCUUCGAGCGAAGGAAGGCUAUCUUAAAACCUUGAACAAGACACUCAAGGAAGAAAUCCGUAAGCUUUCCAGAGUCCCAUCGCAGCCCGUGAUGGUAUCUGAACGUGCCAAAUCCCCUACUCCUGAGCCUAAAUCCAAUUUUGCCACCCAACAACAACAACAACAACAACAACAACAAUCUCCACUCUUACGCUCUGGAUCUGUCACUUCCAUCCGUAGUAUGCGUGAAGAGGAAGAAAUCAAUUUAGAAUAUCUACGUAAUGUCAUUGUCAAAUUUUUAGAAUCCAAAUCCACUCGCGCUCAAUUAAUACCGGUCUUGACCAUGAUGUUGAAAUUUACACCCGAUGAAGUAAAGCGACUAAAUCACGCUGCUUAAAAAAAAAAUCCUCAUACACUUUAAUAAUAAAUAACUUUAUAGCCGGCCAA